Molecule: messenger RNA, 393 nt
Organism: Penicillium griseofulvum
Lineage: Eukaryota; Fungi; Ascomycota; Eurotiomycetes; Eurotiales; Aspergillaceae
Product: DUF4267 domain-containing protein
Exons: 1
Coding region: 1-393 (130 amino acids)
Source: RefSeq, a predicted model, not a curated record
AUGCCUCUUUCCAAUUCGCUUGCCCUCCGCUUGGUAGCUAGCGCCUUUGCAACCAUAUUUAUCGGAUUCGGUGUCAACGCUAUCCUACGUCCAGACCAUGCUCUCACUUUCUUCGAGUUCCAACCACCUACCUCUGUGGUAGACAAGCAGAUGGUAGACAGUCUAAUGGCAGUCUAUGGAGUCCGGGACAUCUUCAUGGGGAUUGCCAUAUAUGUGGCUUCGUAUUUCGGCACCCGUUCAACCCUGGGCUGGAUCCUGCUUGCUGCUAGUAGCGUUGCAUUUGCAGAUGGAAUUGUUUGCUGGACUCAUGGUCAGGGACAGUGGAAUCACUGGGGAUACGCACCAAUGAUUGCUGUGGCUGGCAGCAUGUUGCUCGGUGCCUUCGAUAUGUGA